GCACUUUGGCAUUACGUUCACUUUAAUUGCAGCGGCAUCAUUUUUGCUUGAUUUCGAAGAGUUUUUUUUUGUGAAAAAGAGAAAUAAGUGCUUGGCUUGGUGCGUCUUAUGGGUAUAUGCCCGGUCCGCUGAAUCAUCCCAUAAGUUUUGUCACAGUUUGCGGAGUUCAUUUGAUGAACCGAGUGGCAUCUGAGAAUUCGCAAAUCGGCCGACGCACAUGAAAAGUAUAUCAUGGAGGACAUAGAAUAUCUGGACGAGUACAAAGACUUGGUGCUGCCAGGAAUCAAAACGGGAGCUCCGCCAGCUUCCUCGUCCGGCAUCUCCCGUCCGCGUCGCAUUUCGUCAGACUCGAGCAACUCGUCGUCGAUCGAUGCGGACAUCUUUCAGAAACUCUUCCACGGCAAGUACGACGAUGACGAUCUGCUUAACGAGGGUUCUGGCUCCAGGUCCAAGGACCGGCGUCGUCGAUCCCCAACCCCAUACUCCUCCAGUGACGAGUCUAACGAUGCCCUGGAAGCCCUGUUCAGCCGGAAGAGCAGCAAGUCGAAGCCAAACAAGCGGCGCGAACGCUACUCGUCCUUUGAUUCGGUGGACGAUUUGGGCGAAGCCCUGAUGCGUCCCUCGCAAAGGUUGACUGUACCCAAGCCCAGUACCUCCCAGGCAAGUGCCAGAAAGUCCCACGGUGAAGCCCCACACAGGAGCGGCAGCAAUAGCAGCAGCAGCCACAUUGGCAAGUCAACCGGCAGCAAAACAUUGCCAGCUCCUACAAGCAAACCUGCCGCUAAUCCUGCUGUAAGUGCUAAGAACCAAAAUCCCGGCCCAACAGCAUCUAAGCCGUCGGGCUCUGUAAAUGGCAGUGGCCUGUCAACCGCCAAAAACAAGACAGUGACCAUAAUAAAGGCACAAAAGACUGAUCUAACGCCUUCGCAGCACGAACCCAAAACAGAUCCUUUGACUUUGGGGGACUACUAUGGGGAUUCAGACAGCGAUUCGUCGUACGAAUACGAAUCUGACUUCUACGGUGAUCAGGACUCAGAGGACGAGGAUGCCGAACCGGUCAUCGACAUAUCAACGGACACGAGCAGGACCACAUCGGUGGCGGACACCGUGACACCUGUUGUUUCCGACGACGAGGGCCAGGAGCCGCAGAGUAAGGAGAAUGAGCUUCCUGACAAUGAUCAGGAAUCGGUACUGAACGGUGUCAAUGAGCGCCUGCAGUCGUACUUGAAUAAUCUCAGUUGCGCCGAGGCGCCGCCAAUCUAUAAGAAACAGAGUAGUGCUAGGAAAUCCCGCUCCAACGAAAAGAAACCCUCUUCCUCCGAACAGGUUAAGCAUGCUAAUGAGCGACCAGCGGCCAGUGACAAAGAGGAGGCAGAGGAAAAGGAGCGGGAGCUGGUGCCACCGGAGGCCAGCAGUAGUGCCAAAUCCUCGGCCAGUAAGGUCAGCGGUAGUCGCAAGCUAAGUGCCGUGGAUGAGAGCGUCAUGCUCGAGGCGCUGGAGCGCAUGAGCCUCGACCUGGCCGAACAAAUCUUGGAUAUCGAUGUUGAGCGUUCUAAGGAGUACGAAAAACGCUCCGGCUCCAAAACUCGUAGCAGAUCCAGAUCCCAUAUCCCUGCGGAUCCUGGCCCGACCUCUAGCCUGACCAAGAGCCACGUGCGAAAGCUCACCUACUCCAGCGAACGGUUGGAAAACUGUGAGCCCUCAGGAAGCAAGCUGCGGCGGUCAAAGAGCGAAUCAUUUUCAAAGCAAGGACGCGGACGGGGGCAAAAGCAUCGUACAAGUCGAGCUGCAACCACUGAGGAAAAGCUGCAAAAUGCGUGUGAAGGGGAGCAAGACUCUGUCAAAAGAAAACGCGGAAGGCCCCGCAAAAAGGUUCCAAAUGCGGAGAAGUCUAAAGCUGAAACUAGCGAAAAUACCGGCGAAAGCUUGGAGCAGGAUUCUGUUUUAGUAAAAACGAGUGAAGCGGUAGCGGAAAAGCAGACUGUAUGUCUGGAAGAGCAGAAGGCACUUGAACAGGAUGAACAAAAUGCAGAGUUAGAUAAAGCCAAAGAGUUAACAGGAAUUGACAAUAUAUCCCAGAACGAUACCAUUAUGACUUCUUGUGCCCACGAACCGGAUCUCAAAAGUGCUCCGGACAGGGAUGUGCAGCUGGAUGAAGAGUCUGCGCGAAAUCUCGAAAAGGAAGCGCUUCCUUUACUGGACACAUCAACGAAGUCGUUUGAUACCGCAGAGGAUUACAAUGAAUUAACCAAUGACAAGGAAUUAAUUCCCGGAACCGAAGAAACUCAAAAAGAUUCAACCACCGAAGAAGUUGCGCAACCCAAUAUCGAUGAAAUUAAGGAACUGGUUAAAAUUCAAAAUGCAAUUGAAGCUAUUGAUGAAAUCGGAUUACCGAAUGUGCUCACCAAUGCAAAUGUGGAGGCAAUUGAGGCAAAAGGAAAUAUUCUUGAGGAAAGCGAUUCCCAGCUGGCUGAGGACAUUAAGUUGGCUGAAGAGAUCUUGGCCGCUGAAGUGGGUAAAAGACCUGAAGUAACUGAGGAAUCAGUGGCAGGACAAGGUGAACAAAACCCUGUAAUUGAAAUUGUCAAGGAGCUGGAGCAGGAAACUAUUCAAGAGGUCGUGGCAUCUAAAGAGCACAGUCAGCCUGAAGAAAUAGCUCCAGUUGAAGAGCUUCCUUUAGAUAUUGAACCAUGUCCAGUUGAAAAACCGUCUCAAGUUGAAGAAGUUCUUCUUCAACAUGAGUCGGUUGCUUCUACCGAAGAAGAGCCACCGACUGAAGAGCAGUCUCUGGAUAAACAGCUGUCUCCUGCCAAAGAGCAGUCGCCUGCACAAGAACCCAAAUCUGCUGCAAAAGAGCAGGAUCAAACACCUGCAGAAGAGUCCUUGUCAUGUUCCGAAGUUCCUACUAGCCUAGUAACACCAACCAAGAAAAGAAAUCAUUCUUCGCCAGCCAAUACGCCCAGUAAAUCCAAAGAGCUCGAAUCUAAGGAAACUUCAGUUUCCAAAAGAGCUUUAAGGUCCGAUAAACAAACUCCUAUUAAGCUAAGAGAAAGUCGCUCCCAGCGCCCGCUUAAGACAGAACUUACGCAACUUAUGGAUGAGACAUCGAGGCGUUGUAGUCCCAGAUUAGGAAGAUCUCCGGCGGAAAGCCAAUCCUCGCAAGAACGCUCGACGGUGGAAAAAAAAGUGAUCUCUUCCAAGUUGUCCAACGAAAAGUUAUUCACAGAAAAUAUCGCUUUAGAAGGCGAACCGUUACCAGCUGAUACUAAAACUAAGGAUUUCAAAGAUACUAAACUAAUUGAAGGUGCUCCAGUUGAAGAUGCUUCCAAAUUGACAAAACAAUCGAGCUCCAGUGAGACUGAAAUGAAAAAGGUGAGGGGUAGGGGAAGGCCAUCGAAGUCAAAAAAAUCCCGAAAGAGUCGUGGAGCAGAUAAAGCUACUUCCGAUUUGAAUGAAGAACUUCCUUCUACUUCAAAGUGUGCUGAAGAAUUGCCAACCUCAAGCGAGUCAGAGCUUAAAGACGAAAAGGAGGAAAACCUAUUACCUCCAGACCCAUCAGUAAAUGAUAGCAAAUCACUUUUGGAAGGCAAACCGAAUCCAGCUGAUAGUGAUGUUAAGGAUUUAAAGGAUACUAAAAUAACUGAAGGCAAACCGUUUUCAGCUGAUACUGAAACUAAGGACUUAAAGGACACCAAAAUAACUGAAUGUGCUGUUGAUGAAGAUGCUUCCAAAUUGACAAAACAAUCGAGCUCCAGUGAGACUGAAUUGAAAAAGGUGAUGGGUAGGCCACGGAAGUCGAAAAAAUUCCGAAGGACUCGUGUAGCAGAACAAAAUCAAGCUACUGCCGACUUGAACGAUGAGAUUCCUGCUAUUUCAAAGUGUGCUGAAGAAUUUUCAACCUCAAGCGAGUCAGAGCAGAAAGAUGAGAGGGAGAAAAAUGACACAGCGCAUGUUGAGGAAGAACCCUUUACUCCCAAAAAAUUCCGUAGAGCGUUAAAAGAAAAAGAAAAACUAGAAAGCAAAAUCCCCACUGACCAUAUGGAAGCUGAGCCCGAUCAGAAUCCUGCCACGACAAGUAGCAGUGAAUCUGAGGUGAAGUUAGAAACUCAGCAAAGUGAUUCUGUCAACAACAAAGAGGAGCGAGCCUCUGGCAGGUUGAGUCGUAGAGACAAGGCAAUCUUAGAUGCGGCCAAACCCCACGAAUCGUCUUCUGCCAAAUCUCUUUCUUCCAGUGCAAGAGUUCUUUCAAAGGAAAAGCCUUCCAAAAAGGAUCUGACUGAAGAUCAGUCAGAUACUAGCCAAGUCGCCAAGGAAAAAAUAGAAAAAGAGAAGGAAAAUAAUAGUGAAGUAAAAACUGAAAGCGUCAAUAGUGAAGUAAAAACUGAAAUCGUCACCCAACCAAAUGACAGUUCCAAUCAAAGAGAAUCUGACUCUGAGAAAAAUUUGACAGUUGACAAAAAGCAAGUCAUUAAAUUGGACACAAUAGGAGCCGUUGAGUUAAGUGACAAUAAAGAAUUGGAAUCUGAGGAUAAUCUUUGUACGACAAGCAGCAGGAAAACGGAGUUGAUGCCAGAAACUCCACAGAGUGAUUCUUUUAACAAUAAAAAGGCUCGAACCUCUGGCAGAUUAAGUCGCAGGGACAAGGCAAUUAUUGAUGCGUCUAAAUCUCCAAAUCACGAACCUCCUUCAGCCAAAUCAGAGAUUGAAUUGGAUAUAGUGAAAUCCGUUGAGUCCAGUGCGGACCCAGAACCGUCUCAGGAUUCAGCGAAAAUCAAGGAUUCUACGGAAAAACCCAGGAGUGAUAAUAAAAACCCUAAAGAGAACGUCACGGAAUCCGAUAAAGAAGUGUGUUCAGUGUUAAACACGGAAGCAGUUAAACCCCCAGCUGCAGAAAAGGACUCGGAUACAAUUGCAAACGACUCGUCACAGAAUUCAGCUAAGUCCAAGGUCUCAAGGCAAUUAAAUAGGAGCAGGAGUAAGAUAGAUGAUAAGAAACCCAAAGAGAACAUCUCUAAAGAGGCGGGCUCACACUUAAUUACAGAAACAGUUCCAACUACAUCUUCCGCGGAAAAGGACUCUGUAAAUUUGGAAGACAAACCCCAAGUCUCUGGAAUAGAAAGUAAAAGAAUCAGAAAACGUAGACAAGCCGUAACCGUUGAGGACUCAGAAGAUAGUAAACUUACUAAGAAUACCGGACUUGACGAAAAAGAAACACAUGCUGUUCCUAAUUCUUGUGAGAAAGAUCCCUCAACAGUAGUAUUAACAUCCCAACCUAGUUAUUCUAAAUUGAAAAUACCAACGAAAACAUACCUAUCGAGUAAAAGAAACAAAGCACCGUCCCAGCCGACUUCUGAGACUUCUGAAAUUGUUCAAAAACCAACUGAGUCUGAACCAACCAACCAAUCGGAAGUUAAAUCUACCAGCGAUAGAGGAAAUUCAACCGCCUCAGCACCUGAACAAGCUAUCACCAGCAAUUUGGAAUCGAUUUCAGAGCAUUUGAUUCCCGCCGAAACAUCAGAAAAUUCGGAGAACACUCCCACGACUAGCAUUUCACCUGCAAAAAGUGAUCAAACCAAAAAGACCCGCAUUACAACUAAAGAAACUUCGAAAUCAAAUCGUAAAGUUCCGAAGAAAGCUGGAAAACCGGACAACAACUCAGAAAAAAGUCCCAAAUCCUUUGCCGAAUCUCUGACCUUAACAAACCAAAGAAAACUUGAUACUACCUCAAUAUCCUGCCGCAAGCUUCGCGUUUUGAUAAAGAGAACUCCCACUUCCAACUGGCCCAAAAGCACAAAGAAAUCAUCCGUCUUGAAAACUCCAGCCAAAAUGAAGCGUUUUAAAAAAAUUGUUGAAAGCAUAGAAAAAACUCCAUCUCCAGAGAAAUGUGAUUUUGAUCCGGCAAGUUCCUCAGUUAGCACUCAGGCUGAGUCAAAUCCUGAUCCUGUUUUGGUUGCGGCUUCUGUUUCGGAGUCUGACUCCGUUUCUGAACCCCAGCAAAUCCUAAAUGAAGAAGUUCCCAAAGGAUCCUCGAAGAAAUCUGCUAACGUUACUGAGAGUGAACCAAAGGAGAUUUUAGAAUCAGAUCAGGAGAACGUAUCUAAAGAUGAAGAAACUUGUGCCGAAGUUGAUAAAACUAUCCCAAAAUGUUCUUCCAAGGACGCCUUAACAAUCGAGGGAACCGAAUCAAAGGAUGAGACAUCGAAGUCUAAUUCAAUAACUAAUGCGACUCUAGAGGAGGCAGAUACAAAGGACGAAUCGCCAAAAGAGCAAAGCCUCAAAGAGGAUACACCUAAAGAGGAACCAUUAAAUGAAGAAAACCCAAGUGAACAAAAGCCAGAUGAGGAAUCAGCUCCCAAAGCGGAGUCCUCUAAUGAGAAGGAACCUGAACAAAGUCUCCCACCAAAAGAAAUAACUAAUGUAGAAUCAGUUGUAUCUGAGCCCGAAACUGAAGAACCCGCUCACAGCCCAAUCCCAGACUCAGCGGAAACAACUAGUGUCACGGACGAACCCGAAGCCAGCACGUCGUCGAGCGUGGUGAAGCGCAGCUUGCGCAAGCGGGAUGCGGAUAUCUCCCAACCAGAUGAAGCGGCCAAACGAAAGCAACUGCAACAACAACAACAGCGGGAGAAGUCGGCCAUUGACAAACAGGAACCUGCAAAAUCAGCUCGCCGUCGUAAUCUAUUGGAUGAAGAAGAGCGUCCUGCGAUUAAACGCUCAAAAAUGGAACCGGAGGCGAAACCCAAUGAGAAGCGCCAAUUCAUCUCUAUUAUAGGUAAUGAAACCAUAAUGUCGUCCACGACAGCGCCCGUAAAAGAAGCCAAAAGCGAGCCGUCCAUGACUUCGUCAGCAGUAAAGAAGUCGGCAGUAAAGGCUCCAAAACAAUCGUUGGUCACAAAACAUAUCAUCAUAGCACCACCUGCCAAGAAGCUGUUGAACCCAGGCAGUCCAACUCCGGCGACCAAGAAACCUAUGGUGCAGACACUGCUGAGUUCCACUCUCAGUCUGCACAAGCCACUGUCGGCAGAGGAUAGUCCUUCUACGCCCACGAGAAAAGUACUGAACAAGUCGGAAACAGAAAAAGUCAAGGCUAGCGAUCAGCCGAUCCUUAGCAGUACCUCCUCCGUUGUGGUCACGAAGAAAUCCUUGCCAGAUGCUAAGAAAACUGAAUCUCUCAAGGAGGAUGUAUCGUCGGCUGCUCUAAGAAAGGUUAACAUAUCUGUUUCCGUGGUUCCUUCGAAGGAAACAGCAGCAGAAACAUCGAAAUCACCCGUUUUGCCUCGAACGACGCAGCUGGAGACGCAGAAGAUGGCCAGAAAAUCUGAGACCAAUAAGAAAGUGGAGGUCAAUAAGAAGGAUGUGGUCAUCAAGAAAGUGGAGGGCAACAAAAAAGCGGAGGCCAACAAGAAAGCGGAUGCCAAUAAGAAAGUGGAGGUCAACAAGAAGGACGAGGUCAUUAAGAAAGCGGAGGUCAUAAAGAAAGUCGAGACCAAUAAAAAAGUGGAGCCCAAAAAAAAAGUGGACCAAAAGAAAAAGAUCACAUCACAAGCCACUCUAAAUGAAGCCCUAGAGUCAGAGGAAACCGCUGAAACAUCAAAGAAAUUACUUUCUUCAGUUGUGACUGGACGAAAACCACUUCCACAAUCGGAGGCUCCAAAGAAAGCCGAAAGCAGAAAGUCGGAGGGAUCCUCAACAGAACUUAAUCCCCGGAAAGCUGCGCCUCAAGUCAACCGAUCCAAGAAAAUCGAGGCCAGAAAAUCAGAGGGAGCUGCUCUAGCUUCGGUUGCCCGGAAACCACUUCCCCAAAUAGAAGACCCCAAGAAAACCGAAACACCAAGUUCGGAAGAUGCUUCUGGAGAUGUUGUCGGGGAAGUUGCCAAGACAGUCGAAGCUGAGGAGAUCGGGACACCAGCAAGCGGACGCGGGGCAACCAAAAAAACCAAACAGGAACAGCGCAAGUCGAGAGGCAAACCUGGGCUAUCCGAUACAGCUUCUGACUCACGGGAUUCCUCUCGCGAAGACAGUGCGCGUAAGCCCCGCCUGGAUAGGCAAGAUGAGAACGUGACAGUGACCCAACGCAAGUUUGCCCUCGGCAAGUCGGUUCACAUGACUCGAGCUGCCAGCAGCAAUAGAUCAUUGGCUGCCACUCCAACGCCCGCGUUCGGAAGGCAGCGCAAUGCUUCUAAGGAGCGCUUUGAACCUGUUGCAGACCAGCAGAGACCGCAGUCCCUGACCCAGAGCUCGCUUGGCGGCCGAAAAAGGCGCAUGCCAAUCGCUUUAAAAAGAAAAGCGGAGGAACCUGCGGAAGCCACAGAAGUCGUUGAUCCCAAGCGACCCAGGGAGUUGCAGGAGGAGGAGCUGCAACAGCAAAUAGAUCCUGCCCAGGAGACAGUAGCUUUCCCAGUGAAAAUAACAGCUGCUUUGGCCGAUCCUUUGGCAGUUCCUCCUGCAGUUAAAGUGGUUCCACCAAAACUUAAACUACGCAAAGUUCGCGUGAAAAUCAAUCGGCGAACCGUCAACAAAUGGCUUCAAGAGACACGAGAGAAAAAGAGCCGCGAGAAAGAAGCUGCCGCUGCCACUGCCUCUCAGACAAUACCACCACCACCACCUCCACCUGCACCACAACCGGAAGUGACCUCGGAAACGGAUUCAGCGGCAGAGUCAAUGUCCGAGUCGAUGUUGCCACCACAGACAGAGCCGGUGGCUGUACUCGAGGCAGUGGCCGAAUCCCAGCCUGCACCUAAUCCUCCAGCUCCAGACCCAGAAUUGCCAGUAAGAAAAAGCCCAACUCAGCUCGCUCCCCAAUCAGCUCAUGUUCCAUCGGCAGCUCCUGCUCUCCUUGCCCCCUCUGCCGAAGCACCGCCGGUAAUCCUGCCGGUAAUCCUGCCAGCCAAGGCAACCGUGAAGACAGCCAUAUAUCCACUACCAGAACCACAUCUUCCCGACAAUCCAACAAUGCCGGCCAUUGCGCAGAAGUUGGCCAACCAGCGAAGGGUGCAGAUGUUUCACGCCAAGUCAAUGCCACUUCCAGUGCCCAUUCCGGAGGUGAAGUCGGAGCCAGAAGAUGAUCCUCCGGAGGCAAUGGAGGAAGAUCCCCUUGCGGUAUUGCCCAUCGAUGCUGCAGCGCCAGUAGCAGCUCAGCCACCGGCACUGAUUGAGAACAUUGGCCCUCAACUCAUCCAAAUUGACAACUUGGGAGCUUCUGGUUCCUCUGGCCCGAGUGCUUCUCAUUCAAUUCCCUCGGCCAGUGCCCCCAGCAGCAAUCCCCAUGCCAUUGGCCAAACCAAGAUGUUCUCCUUCCUCUAUCCAAAGCGCUACAAGCGUUCCUACGACGACGUGGGUCUGGACUUCUGCUGCCCAAAUCUGGACGGACCGAUGCGGGCCAUUGACUUCACGCGUUUGCAUUCGACGGCUGAGGUGCCGGUGCUGGAGGUGCCGCAGUUCCUGGUCAUCACCACCAAGUUCAUCUCCAAGACGGAUAAGAAUAUGCCGAGCAAGGUGCGGGCUAAGUUGGAAUUGCUGGGCAGAACUAAGAACCAUGACGCCAGAGAGCCAAUUGUUCCGACUCCCGAUCCGGCUUCUGGAGAAGAUGCUCCCGUUAGCGCUCUUGCUGGUUCUGUUACUCCUGCGCCUACUUCGAUCAUCCCGAGUCUACCUUCUGCCGGAUCUGUUGACUUGGCCCUGCCUCCGCCUGCUGUCCCACCGACUGCAGCUUCCUGCAGCAUUCCCAGCAUUGCUCCCUCCAACGCAACUCCUGCAGUAGUUGCGUCUCCAGCUGUGUUGGAUUCCCUGACCAAACAGUUGCCACGUGGCACCACGCUGACCAAGAAGGUUCUGCCACCAGGGGCAGCCAUCCCGCCAACAGCCAGCUCCUCGAUGGUGGCCAGUCUGCCGCCGUCCCUCAUCCAGUUGCCACCGAUCUGUCCAACGGACAAGCAGCGCGUGGAGCUGCAGACGCGGGUGCAGGUGUUUGACAUGGUGCUGCAGGUACUCAGCCGGCGUGUAGCCACCUUGACUGUGGCCGAGAGACAGCGCACCAUCGAGGAGAUCGUGCGGACCAGCUCGGUGAUGGCCAUCGACGUGGAUGUGGGCACCAAGCUGUUGGAGAACUACGUGCGUUAUUUGAACAAGGCAACCAACACGACAACGUCGUUGCCGCCGGUCCGGUACAACGCUGUUGUCACGCCGACGACUUCUGUCGGCGCUGCGCCAGCAAAUCCCUCGAAUUCAGUCGCCGCUAGCAGCUCAAUGCUCUCCACCCCGGACUCCGCCACGCCCACUCAGGCCACCAAGAAGUCCGUGCAGCAUGUUCAGCAGCGCAGUUCCCUCCCCGCCAGCAUUCCCCUUUUCGAUGCCGAGAAGAACAUCAUUGGCUUCCAGUGUCCCACACGGAAAGCAAAAGGCGUCACACCAACUGCAGGGCACAGGCCUUCUCCCGCUGCCACCAGCACUCCGUUGGGCGCCUCCACAUCCUCAGCAGCAGCAGCAGCGGCUAAGGUGCCGCCGCGAAGUUCGCUGGGAGCCAGGAAAAUUUCUGGAGAAAACCCAAGCCAGAUUGUCAACUUGAAUACAACAGUGUCAAUGUCCAUGCCAGCACCAAAAGUAGCCAAAAAGAGGACAGCUCCUGGACCAAUACUGCCGAUUAAUUCCUCGGCAGGAGUGGAGAAACCGGUGCUCUGCAAGAAGAAGAUCACGCCGGUGAGGACAAUAAGUCAGACCAAUGCUACGCGGCCACCAGCUACGCGAUCGCCGGCUACGCGAGCUCCUGUUGCGCGAGCUCCGGCCAAACCCAAAGCAACUCCAGGAACAGCCCCAGGUGUAGCUCCCGUUGCCGAUUCUCUGGGCCCCGCCGGAAUGAGUCUUAGCAGCACCACAAAUCCGAAUGUGUUUAUCAUCAACCAGGCCUCGCAGCCGGAGGAAAGUAUUCUGCCCGACUCAAACAAUACCGUGGCGCCCAUGGAGACGGAGAUCAAGGGCGAACUGGACGACUCUUCAGAGGUUAUUAUCUACUCAAUUCACAAACAUUUGAGUUUGUGGCGAAAUGGUGCAUAUCCCGACUUGGAAAUGCGAUUGGAGACGUAUAUGCGAAGGGUUUUCUGUCUCAAAGAAAUCGAAACAACGAAUGAGUAUGAUCCAAAGGAAGUGGAAUAUUUCGGCGUUCUUAGCUUAAUAGAUGUUCGAGCUCCUCGGCGAAAGUUGUGGUACAUGUACUAUGCAACAACGGAGCAGUUGGGUCGAACUGUGGACCGGAUCCAUCGUAAAUAUGGCCAAAGGAACAUGUACGAGCUGUUCAGAAAGCCGGUGUAUUCUGGGGCCGGAAUGCGAUCCCGGGUUAAGAACCACUUUGGAGGACUGAAGUGGUAUGUGAAGGGAAAUGUUUUGGAAGCUCCUCCCGACAGCUCCUACAAUGAUGAGAAGUACUGUCGACGUCUAUUUUAUAUGGAUCCUGUUGCAGAACCCACUCCGCUGGAUCCAUCUGCGAUUGAGUACUUUGGAGUCUUUAGUGUUAGAGAUCCCCAGGCCCCAGACCGCAAACUUUGGUACAUUUAUUAUUGCUCGCAGCCGGAUAUUUCUGAUGUGGUGGAUAAGGUACGCCAGAAGUUUGGCCGGAAGAAUGUGUAUGAAAUAUAUCAGAAACCCACAUUCAGCGGAGUGGGUUUCCGUCGGAUCGUAAAGGAUUAUUUCUCCCACUUGAAGUGGAUUAGUAGAGGAAACCUUUUGGAAGCCCCUUCAAAAAGUUAUUAUAAUGAUAAGAAGGUGGUGAAAACAGUUUCAGAACUGCACUACAAGGAGCAAAGAAGGCUGUUUGACUAUAUAAUGGUACAGCACGAUUGGUUCAAGCGGUGCAAUGAUCAGAAACCACCCCCACUACAAACGGAUUAUGAUCUGGAGGAGGAAAUCGAUUCCCAUUUGAGGCGCAUUUUCUACAUCAAACCAAAGGAAUCCGCUCCAUUAAAUCCAUACAUUGUGGAGUUCUUUGGCGUACUCAGUUUAAAAGAUCUGCGGGCUCCAGAGCGAAAGUUGUGGGUGAUAUACUACUGCAAACAGCCGGAAUUGGACAAAACCGUGGAUGAGAUCCACCAGAAGUACGGCAAGAAGAACAUGUUCGACCUGUAUCGGACGCCAGUGUUUAGUGGAGCGGCUCUACGGGUCGCGGUAAAGAAGCAUUUCUCGGAGCUCAAGUGGUUUACCACUGGAAGUCUGCUGGAGACACCUCCCAAAAGCCACUUCAAUGACGAGCGAGUGGUCAAGACCAUAGUGGAUCUGCAUCACCUGGAACAGCAGAGGCUGUAUAACUAUGUGAUGGGAAACAAACCCUUAAAGAUGUCCUCGCGUUCUUCCGAAGAGCGAAACUAUUUACACCGCAAAUUUGACAGCAGUAGCUACAACCACAAACGGUCGGCAUCAUCCUCGUCAGCCAGGAGUGCUUCCUCUGGACAGAAGGACCGCCGGUCGGACUUCGAUUACUAUGGCAGCCGUCGUCACCAGCGCUCCGGCUCACGGCGCCGCACUCGUUCGCGUUCAGGGUCAGGUUCGUCUUCUCCGGCACCCCGUCAUCAUUCCGGCCGUACGUCCCGCGAUCGCCAAAGGAUGCACAAGGCUCGCGAACAUCCCCAGGCCAGUCGCUGCAUUGGAGUUUUCGGUCUGAACACCAACACCACCCAGCACAAGGUGCGCGAGCUAUUUAACAAGUACGGACCCAUCGAGCGCAUUCAGAUGGUCAUCGACGCACAUACAAAUCGUUCGCGGGGCUUCUGCUUCAUUUACUUUGAUAAACUCGAGGAUGCCCGUGUGGCCAAGGACGCCUGUUCCGGCAUUGAGGUGGAUGGUCGUCGCAUCCGCGUUGAUUACUCCAUAACCCAACGGGCCCACACACCCACUCCGGGGGUCUACAUGGGUCGUCCGUCGCGCAUUGGACAAAUGAGGCGUUCCCGUUCGCCGCGGGCAGGUGGGCGUCGUCGGGACCGCUCUGGCUCACCGAAAGACUACUACGUUCGUCAGCGCAAUGACGACCGUAACGAUCGCUAUGACCGCGGUCACCACACCAGUUCUAGUCGCUACCGCCACAAAAGCUAUAGCCGUUCGCGUUCUCCCCAACCACGCCGCGGAUCACCGCGCUAUUAGUGCGCCCAGCAGGUAAUGGGGCCACUUCCUUAACUCGUGCUCCUAUCACGGCCUUGCUAGACUGUGUCAAACGGGCUGCGGAGGAGCAUACGACUGAAAAUUUGUGUUUUGGUGAUACCUCUCUUCUAUGGCAUUUGGUUGGCGAGCAGCUCACAACUAGACUAAUUUCCAAAUUCAUCAUUCACCCAAAACGCAAAUUAUAACUACUCGUUAACCAUUACUGUUGCUGUACAAAAACGUAGUUUGUAAAUAUCAAAUCAAUUACCAUCAUUACAUACAGAUGUCCGCAUAGAUUGUGAUAUGUAUUUUAAAGGAACCGCAGCAAAACUGAUAAUGAUAACAAAACUAAACUAAUUUUAACUAUAAUUGUAAUUGUGCAGCAGGUAGAUAAUAAAAUUGAACUUGUACAGAGCUUCGA
Molecule: messenger RNA, 13540 nt
Organism: Drosophila elegans
Lineage: Eukaryota; Metazoa; Arthropoda; Insecta; Diptera; Drosophilidae
Gene: Su(var)2-HP2
Product: titin
Exons: 20
Coding region: 232-13122 (4296 amino acids)
Biological process (GO): positive regulation of mRNA splicing, via spliceosome
Cellular component (GO): spliceosomal complex
Molecular function (GO): DNA binding; RNA binding
Source: RefSeq, a predicted model, not a curated record